Molecule: messenger RNA, 450 nt
Organism: Paramuricea clavata
Lineage: Eukaryota; Metazoa; Cnidaria; Anthozoa; Malacalcyonacea; Plexauridae
Source: the annotation of a GenBank genome assembly
AUGCUUGAAGAACAACUGGAAGAAUUGCAACAGAAGAUUGUCGACCAAGGAGUGAGUGUUGACAAAUCCCUUGAAGAGGAUAUUUUACAAAUAAUGAAUGGACAAAAUUUGGAAGCCACUCCACAUAUGAAAUUCUUUUGGCAAGAACAGAUGAAGUUGUUGCAAUCAUCAAGCAGUGGACGGAGAUACCAUCCUCAAAUUAUCUGGUUUGCCUUGUCAGUUCAUGGAAAAUCACCUUCUGCCUAUAGAGAGCUAAGAGAGAGUGGUGCUCUAGUCCUGCCAAGUGAGAGUGUCUUGCAUGAUUAUAAAAACUAUUUCACCUCUAAAGCUGGAAUCAACAAUGAAAAUGUUCACGAAUUAAAAAAGAAAUUUUCAUCCUUCACUAAAAUUCAGCGAUAUAUUGUUCUAGUAAUGGACGAGAUGAAAAUUCAAUCCGGUCUUGUUUUUUGA